AUGGCCAUAGAGUUCUACACAGGCCCUAUCCCACGUGGCCCACACACACCGGAUAUAUUAGCUGCCGCCACUAGCGACCAGAUAGAUGAUAACAAACUGUUAGGGGUUUGGAUUGCGCUGAGACACGUAGAAGCAUCCCACGCUAUUGCGCGUCGACCGUCAUCGGCCAUAUACAGAGUACCGGAGAACGAUGUCUCUUUGAAGGGUUGUGUGAAGGCGUCGGCAGGGCGGGUCGCCGGAUCCUCCACCGUGCCAUCGAGGAGCCGCCGUGACAUCGAUCGAGAGGGUAAGGGAGUCCUGCAUGGUGUUAAAUAUAAAAUGCAAAGAACUGGCUGGCACGGAUGGGUUCGGGCCUGGGGGAUGCACGGAUCCCGGAAAAAAGCAUUUCUUAUAGUUAUUAUGAAGCUUGUGUUUUUUAUGAUUGAAAUUUUCACUGUCAUGAUGCAGCAAAUCAUAGCCAAAUCAAACUACUAA
Histoplasma capsulatum G186AR is the source of this 474-nucleotide messenger RNA. RefSeq lists its product as uncharacterized. The record is from RefSeq and is a predicted model, not a curated record. The coding region runs from base 1 to 474 and encodes 157 amino acids. NCBI's taxonomy places the organism in Eukaryota, Fungi, Ascomycota, Eurotiomycetes, Onygenales, Ajellomycetaceae. The transcript has 6 exons.